Messenger RNA from Anthostomella pinea, 783 nucleotides. NCBI's taxonomy places the organism in Eukaryota, Fungi, Ascomycota, Sordariomycetes, Xylariales, Xylariaceae. The record is from the annotation of a GenBank genome assembly.
AUGUGGGGUCCCGAUAGGGAGCUGUGGCUGAUGUCGGUGGAGGGACCUGCCAAGUCCGCGCUUGCUUGGCUGCUUGGCCGGGGAUUGUUGGAGCUCUAUCCCGACUUCGUGAGGCUGAUGACUAUUGACUGGCGUAGGCUAGCUCAUCAACAUCCCAACGAAUCUGUCAAUAUGGAGGUGUUACUAGGAAUCACGGGCAAGGACUUCACCUUGAUUGCAGCUUCGAAAGCUGCGAUGCGAGGUGCCUCCAUCCUCAAGGCUGAAGACGACAAGACCCGACACUUGAACAAGCACACGCUGGUAGCCUUUUCUGGAGAAGCUGGAGACACGAUCCAAUUCGCCGAGUACAUCCAAGCGAACGCCCAACUCUAUUCGAUGCGAAACGAGAGCGAUCUGUCACCCGCUGCCCUGGCCAACUACGUCCGAGGCGAGUUGGCAUCGAGCUUGCGAUCGCGAAAGCCGUACAACGUCAACCUCCUCCUGGGAGGCGUCGACCCCAUCACCCUCAAGCCCUGCUUGUUCUGGCUGGACUACCUAGCGGCGCUGGCGCCCGUUCCCUAUGCUGCCCACGGCUACGCACAAUACUACUGCCUCUCUAUCCUGGACAAGCACCAUCACCCGGACAUGACGCUGGUGCAGGGGAUGAAGGUCCUAGAGAUGUGCACCGACGAGCUCAAGAGACGCUUACCGAUCGACUUCAAGGGCAUGAUGGUCAAGGCAGUGACUAAGGACGGCAUCCGGGACAUCGAGUUCAAUGAUGACAAGAUUGUAAAGUGUCCUUGA